Messenger RNA from Heterocephalus glaber (naked mole-rat), 2110 nucleotides. NCBI's taxonomy places the organism in Eukaryota, Metazoa, Chordata, Mammalia, Rodentia, Bathyergidae. The record is from RefSeq and is a predicted model, not a curated record.
UCGCGGGGACCCGGGCAGGGGCUGCCUCGCUCCCGCCCCGCCGCGCGGCUCUGGCGUCGUCCCGGGCGGGCUCGGGACCCCUGCGGCUCCCACGCCCACGCCCUGGUCUCAGCUCUCUCGGAACAGUGCCCCCCCCACCCCCCAGUGCCCCCGCGUGGCCCGACCGGGUGGCCUGGGAGUGGCCGGAUGGAGCGGAGGACGAAAAGCGGAUCCCUGGACCAACAAGUGCCCUACAGCGCCUGCAGCAAACUGUCCGGAAAUGGGAGCCUGCGCGAAGGGCUGAUGAUUCCGCAGAGGAACCUCAUGGACCCCGGGUCCCUGCCGCCCCCCGACUCGGAAGAUCUCUUCCAGGAUCUAAGUCACUUCCAGGAGACGUGGCUGGCGGAAGCAGGAGUGCCGAGGCCCCGGCGGGGAGGUGCCCCUCCGACGCUGUCCUGGGAGCCAGCUCAGGUACCGGACAGCGACGAGCAGUUCGUUCCUGAUUUCCACUGGGAGAACUUAGCUUUCCACAGCCCGACCACCCGGAUCAAGAAGGAGCCCCAGAGUCCCAAUGCAGAGCCGGCCCUGUCCUGCAGCCAGAAGCCACCACCCCCCUUCCACCAUGGCGAGCAGUGCCUUUACUCCAGUGCCCAUGACCCCCCCAGACAAAUCGCCAUCAAGUCCCCGGCCCCCGGCGCCCCUGGACAGUCGCCCCUGCAGCCCUUCCCCAGGGCGGAGCCACGGAGUCUCCUGAGGUCCUCCGGCCCCGGCCAGCUGCAGCCCCAGCCCAGCCACCGGUACCUCGGGGAGCGCAGCCCUGUCUUCCAGCAGCCCCUGGAUCCCUGCCGCUCCUUCACACCUUCCCAGGGAGGGGCCGGAGACCCUCUGGCAGCCCCCUACCAGCACCUGCUGCCCGAGCACUGCCCGCCGUACCCACACCAGGGCUUCAAGCAGGAGUACCACGACCCCCUGUAUGAGCAGGCGGGCAGGGCCGGGCUUGGCGGGCACAGGCACCCGGGGCUGGGGGUGCUGAUCAAGCAGGAGCAGACAGACUUCGCCCACCACGCAGGCCCAGGGCAGGGAACCCGACCUGCUAGCCGGACGUGGAUCCGUUCCGGUGCAAGGGCGGCCCAGGCCAGGACACCGUACUCCUUCCCCGGAGGCUAUGGCUAUGAGAACCUUCUGCGACCUUUCCCGGAGGACGUCUGUGUGGUCCCUGAGAAAUCUGAAGGGGACAUCAAGCAGGAAGGGCUUGGGGCAUUCCGAGAGGGGCCACCCUACCAGCGCCGAGGUGCCCUGCAGCUCUGGCAGUUUUUGGUGGCCCUGCUGGACGACCCCACGAAUGCCCACUUCAUCGCCUGGACCGGCCGGGGGAUGGAGUUCAAGCUGAUCGAACCUGAGGAGGUUGCCCGGCUCUGGGGCAUCCAGAAGAACCGGCCGGCCAUGAAUUACGACAAGCUGAGUCGCUCGCUGCGGUACUAUUACGAGAAGGGCAUCAUGCAAAAGGUGGCCGGGGAGCGCUACGUGUACAAGUUUGUGUGCGACCCUGAAGCCCUGUUUUCCCUGGCCUUCCCGGACAAUCAGCGGCCCGCACUGAAGGCCGAGUUUGAGUGGCCGGUCAGCGAGGAGGACACAGUCCCUUUGUCCCACUUGGACGAGAGUGCAGCCUACCUCCCCGAGCUGGGUGGCCCUGCCCAGCCCUUUGGCCCUAAGGGUGGCUACUCGUACUAGCUCCCCGCACUGCCUGGCCACCAUGUGCGCUGCCCAUGUACAUAGUCAGAACCCGAGCCCUCUACCUGGGCUGAUCCCCGCCUUCCCGACUGGGAAGGGGAAGCGGGGAGAGGGCUGGCCUAAAGGAGGGUUCAGCCCCGCCCCAGGAGCUGGGCUCCGCCUCUCCCCCAUCCUGUGGACCAAGGGGCUCCCGCGCCCUACCACAUCUCCAUCUCGGCACUGCGGCCUGGGGUUUCUUGAGCACCCCACUCCCCAACUGCGCCUCCAGGCUGUGGCCCAAGGGUGCGGCUGUUUAUCCUUGGUGCUGUGUGGGGCAGGGGCAGGACCCCGGGGUGCAGCCGGGCAGAGGGAUGGGCUCCUCCUCCUGUGCACCUGGCAGACUCUAAUAAAGGCCCUGCCU